This is a messenger RNA of Protomyces lactucae-debilis, 843 nucleotides long. RefSeq names its product Chloroperoxidase. Lineage: Eukaryota; Fungi; Ascomycota; Taphrinomycetes; Taphrinales; Protomycetaceae. The coding region runs from base 1 to 843 and encodes 280 amino acids. The transcript has a single exon. The record is from RefSeq and is a predicted model, not a curated record. Gene Ontology annotation, molecular function: peroxidase activity.
AUGUUGCAAACACUCGCCAUCUUCCUUGUUUCCAGUGCCGGUAGCGUCUUGGGAGCUGCCGUCAACCCUCACCCAUGGAUCCCUGCCGGUGCAGGUGAUGUGCGUUCACCAUGCCCGGCACUCAAUGCUCUCGCCAACCACGGCUUCUUGCCUCACAAUGGCCGUGGCAUGACCGUUCCUAUCCUGGUGCAGGGUCUGUCUGAGGGCCUCAACGUCAGCCCAGACUUCACGAUCGCCAUUGGCUCGUUGGGACUUACCGCUGGUAAGCGUCAAUUGGGUGCCUUUGACUUGGAUGAGUUGCAACAGCACAACUUCCCCAUCGAGCACGAUGCGUCCCUCUCAAGGCAGGACACCUACUUUGGUUCCGCCAACCCCUUCAACAAUGCGACAUGGCAGCAAUACCUCGCGUUCUUCAAAGACGCUGAAGUUGUCUCCAUCUCGGCUGCUUCAAACGGAAAAUACGCUCGUGUCAAGGACUCCCAGCAGAGGAACCCAACAUUCACGUAUGGCCCACAGCAGUUUGUGCUGAGUUACGGUGAGGUGGCACUCUACCAAUCUGUGCUCGGCAAUCCAUUGACUGGAACGCCCAAGACUAGCUAUGUCCGCACCUUCUUCGAGCAGGAGAGGCUUCCAUAUGAGGAAGGAUGGACCAAGUCGCUCAUUCCUACAACCCUCCCUUCGCUUGUGGCCUUGGUGCUUCAGCUGAAUGCUGCAAAUGGCGAGGCUAUCCCCGAAGGUGUGGUCUUGACGACAAAUACAUUGAAGAAUGCCUUCUCGGGUCUUAGUGUGCUGACUGGACUCCCUAUUGUUGGACCUGUUGUUGGAGAACUUCUCGGCGCAUAA